AACCGAGCACAGCCGAGCCGUCCCGAGCUGCUCCGAGGUCAAGUCGCACGAGCUACACGCGGUGACUUCCUCUACGGGUUUUCAGAAUAAAAGCGUUGUCGCAGCGCCCCGUGUUAAAACUGGAAUUGCAGAGGAUCCGUGAGUGAAAGCGGAGUGACAGGUGCAAACAAAGGCAUCACCUGCGCCUGCUAUUAUGCAGGUCAACUGAACAAUAGACCCUCAGUUGAACCACUAAACAUAAGAUAUAAACAUAUACGUGACGUGUGUCACAAUAUAAUUUAUUUCACUUUUUAAGAUCCAUUCAACAUGUCAAACCUUUGAUGGUACUCGGUGGAUUGUCAAGGUGCCAUUAUGUACAGCAUUAGAAAAUAAAGAGCAGGUUGACAGAGUCGUAGCCUGAGUAGAUAAAAGAACUCAUUUCCACAUUGUUGUAGAAUACAUGGUAACAUGUGUUAUCGUGGGGGGGCAAUGAAUUAAACUUUCAUUUUUGAGUAUAAUUAAACUUCCAGAGACACAACGUGGAGGCUUAAAUGACAUAACGUCUUUUGAUAACGUCCCUCCAUUUUUUUUAUUUUUAAAUAAUAUGUGCUUUUACUUUGAAGGCAACUCCUCACUGCCGGUUUUAAGUGCUUUUUUUUUUCUCCCCACUUCCACGGGACACGUGAAGCACGGCAGAGACACCUGAGGCUGUGGAUGACACCUGCAGGUGAGACACCGGUAGAAAUCCGGUCGUCAGCAUCCGGCACGUCCUCACCAACGGCGGACGCCACGAAGCAGAAGCCGGAUGUCGACCCCGACGUCGGGGACGAGGACUCUGGCCACUCUGCCUGGCCACCUGUGAGUAAAGAUGUAGUUUUCAAUCCGUCCUGUGGGGGGCGGUGAACCACCGAGCUGCCGGAAGUUUACAAGAAGAAGAAUCGGCGAAGAAGAAGAAGUCGCGCUAACAGUUAGCUUGCCCCGUCAUGGCGGACCUGAACCGACAGCUCCAGGAGUAUUUGGCUCAGUCCAAAGGUGGCGGAGCGAAGACCAUCUCCCAGUCCAGCUCCAGCACCACGGUGGACCUGGGCGACCCGGAGCAGGUACCCGGAAGCUGGUUCGGGCGGUGGUCCAGCCCGUGGUCCGGCCAGAACUCCGGCGGACACAGCGGCUUUUCUUGGCCGUGGUCGGCGGAGCCGGACCCCUGCCUGCCGGGCAUGAGCCGCCGGCAGCGGCUGGUGGCCUUCGGGGUGUGCGUGUCGUUUUCCGCGCUGUGUUUCGGGCUGUCCGCGCUGUACGCGCCGCUGCUGCUGCUCUACGCCCGCAAGUUCGCCCUGCUCUGGUCGCUCGGUUCGCUCUUCGCCAUCGCGGCCGUGGCGGUGCUGCGCGGCCCCAGCAGACUCGUCGCCGGCCUGCCCACCUCCCCCGGAGGCGUCAUGUACUUGUGCGCCCUCGGAGGGACUCUGUACGCGGCGCUGAGCCUCCACAGCACCGUGCUGACCGCGCUGGGGGCCGCCCUGCAGGUCACCGUCAUCGUCGGAUACGUGGUGUCGCUUCUGCCCGGGGGGAGCGCCGGGAUCCGCUUCAUGGGGGGGAUGGCGGCUUCUGCCAUCAAAAGGACCGUGACCGGGAAAACCAUGCCGAUCUGAGGGGAGGCUGAGCGCCAGACCGGGUCCGGGCGAUACAUCCAAGACUUUGUCCCAGGGCCUCGAGGGCACCCAGGGGCCCGUGACGGCUCCCGGGGAACCAGACUAGAAAGGACCAACUCUAACUCCCUGUCAGCACAUUCCUCUGCAGACUGGUGUGUGGACCUGACGCACACACGUUCCCGGAUACGACCAGGCUGAUGAUUAUUGAUUAUUGGCUCCUUUCAGCCGAUGUCAGCCUGAUGACGACGACGUUUGGGCGGACAUGUGACAUUGAACCCAAACUAAACCCUGAACGUGGACUCGCAGGACAGACCGACUCUGCCGCCGGUCACUGACCAAAUCAAGUUUAAAUGUUUCAGCUGUGAAACUUGUUCUCUGGCGCACGUGUGUCCGCGUGCAGGUGUUUAAUAUGGAAAUAAAAAACUAAACAUGUCUGAUCAGUCAGCAA
Xiphias gladius (swordfish) is the source of this 2073-nucleotide messenger RNA. It is a transcript of the gene sft2d3, whose product is annotated as SFT2 domain containing 3. The coding region runs from base 963 to 1625 and encodes 220 amino acids. Gene Ontology annotation, biological process: vesicle-mediated transport. The record is from RefSeq and is a predicted model, not a curated record. Gene Ontology annotation, cellular component: membrane. The transcript has 2 exons. NCBI's taxonomy places the organism in Eukaryota, Metazoa, Chordata, Actinopteri, Istiophoriformes, Xiphiidae.